AAUAACAAUAAUUCUAAAGGCCAAGCCGAAUUGUGCGACUCUUCUAAUACUAACACAUCGACUAAUAACUCUAACGUUACUAAUCCUAUUUCCACUGCUGAUCAAGAUUCUAAUAUUAAUUAUUUUCAUAAUGAUGAUAACUUUGACAACAAUAAUAAUUAUGGUAAUAGUUGUAGUAAGUUAUAUAGUAGUAAUAAAAGUUUAAAUGAAAAAGUUAAGAUUGAGAUGAAAUCCUCCACUGACGAACAACAACAACGUUUUAACUUUAUAAACAAAAUCUAUCACUGCCUCGAUCAAAGGAUUUCCAAAGGAGACCAAAAUCCUGAUGAUAAUAAAGACAGAGAUGCGAAAUUUGGCUACUUUGCUCGUGAAAUUGAAAAAGUUCUGUUUCAGCAUUUUCGUAACACGGAAAAAGCCUAUAAAACACAACUUUCUCUCAUUUUAAAUUCAAUUCGAGAUAAGGAGUUAUCCUUUGCAGUACGCUUAUUAGAGGGGCAAGUCCCUCUAAGUAAGCUGGCCACUAUGAAAGCUGACGGAUUUCAGACGGAGAUGGCAGAAAUGGAAGCAAAGAUCAAGAAAAAGCACUUUGAGAGUACGUUUGUACGGGAACCGCAAUCCUACAUCAAGAAGGAUCACAAGGGCGAGCGGAUCGUGGUGGUCAGUCAUACAGUAGGGGAAGCAGCGCCGUCUGCAAAACCACCAGACAUUGCUCCUGUGUCCAAUUCACGUCCCUCUCAGAGCCAAUCGUCCGGCCUGCUGAGGGACCAGUCGGGGGCUUGCGCCUCCCCUAUAAAACUGGAGGAAGACGAUAUCGAUCCGAGCAUCCUUUUAUCUCCCAAAGUUGAAGAAGGGAUUCGGCUCGAUCUUGAGGCGAGCGAUAAAACUUGGGAUGGCACCCUUAAGGUCGGUGAUUCUACUCUUUUCACGAUUCGAAUGCUUCCGACUGCUGACAGUGAAGAGCUGGACUCUGUCUUUGCUCUGCUGCCCGAGACACUUACUAUUGCGGGAAGUCUUGCAGAGCGGAAGUGUCUUUCGUAUUUAAAAGAGGAGAUCGAGGAUAUCUGUGUGAAGAGAGGCUCCAGAAAAAUAUAUGCCAGCUGGCUUGAACCGCUAAAUAAAAGCAAUGAGAGAGAGUACAGUAAUUUGUGCGAGAAACUACUUAAAGAAAGGAAGGCUCUUGUUGUUGGAAACUGCGACCCAAUUUUCAGAGAUUUUUAUGUGAUGGGCCUCGACCUUAGUCGGAAGUACAUGCCACACUGCCUUCAAACGCUCUCCCGCGACAGCACACGUGGCAAAUUUCUGGUCACCAUCAUCUGUCAUAAAAUCGGAUGCAUAGCGCCGGAAAAGUUGCGAGAGCAGGCGAAGGAGAAGCGGGGAGCAUCCCGCCUCUCUCGCGACCUUGCUAAACGAAAGCACUCAGUGGAGGCAGCCGCCAAGGCAAGCGUGGAGGCAUCCAGCGGUGAGGCGACCACCGUGACAACGUCUGCAGCGACGUCGAAGGAAAACGUUUUUAAAGCGCCCGAACAAAGAAUUUAUGCUGGUGGCUUCAGCAGUGAGCAUGUUCCCGAGCAGCUCGCUGCAGGGCAUAUCCUCCCCAGUCCUGUGACCAGUUUUUCACCUCAGCAGUCUCCACAACUAUAUCCGCCCGCCUUUCCGCCCCAGCGACCCACAGGCCAAGCCCCGCUGUAUGCUACUUGGCCUCCUGACCCUAGCCUCUCGUAUGGACAAAGCCCCGACCAAAGCCAACUCUCACCUUUGUCUUUCAUGCUUGGAGCUUCCCAUCCGCCCUUGCCUCUGCCAACCUAUAACAGCCCCGUUCGUGCAGCACCGAUCCAGUUACCCCCUCUUGUUCAGCCAACUGCCUUUUCCCAGUCUCCUCUCUCUUGCUCUCCAUCGCAACGACCUGCCCACGCUUCCUUCAAUCGCCCACCGCUGCUGUUUUCUGCGGCUCCUUCUUCCUAUCCGCUGUCACGCGGCUUGGAGGGCACUCUUGCACAAAAGGGUCAACAGUCAUAUUUUUCUGGAGUUAGUAGCUGGCCACAAGCCCCUCCUUUCUCGAACAAGUGAUGCAACUAGAAUAUUAAUAGUUAUUAAAAUAACAUUUAAAGUUGUUACUGAGUAAAGAAAAAGUAAAAGUUUUCCAAUUCCGUUAUUAAUCAAACGUAAAGCAAUAAAAAGUUUGCGUAGCUUUAAUAACGGGCCAACAGUUCUGAUUGUAUAAUGGUAUUACAAACAAAUAGAUAAUAUU
This is a messenger RNA of Zophobas morio, 2248 nucleotides long. RefSeq lists its product as uncharacterized. The transcript has 15 exons. Bases 226 to 2067 code for a protein of 613 amino acids. Gene Ontology annotation, biological process: DNA-templated transcription. The record is from RefSeq and is a predicted model, not a curated record. Lineage: Eukaryota; Metazoa; Arthropoda; Insecta; Coleoptera; Tenebrionidae.